AUGGAAGCCAAUUUUGUUGAGCUCAUUGCUCGCAACACAACACUGGAAGAGGUCCAGGCCUAUGUUCUUUUGCGUCAAUCGACGCUCAGUGCAGAUGACAAGAAGCGCAUCCUGCUUGAACACGGUGGAGAGCUCAAGUACGGGCCGGUAGUCAAAGCUUUCAGGUUGCUGGGUAGUCGAUUUUUCAAUGAAUUUCAGACUGGUCGCAGUAGUCAGAAGAACAAGGUUUAUGAUGUCAACGUUUCAGAAGCCGAUCAACAUGAACAUCAUGCCACAGUCGAGACUGGUCACCAUGAGAGAGCCUUUUUCACUCAUGCAGACGAACAUGAAGUUGAAUUGGAACCAGAUUUCAUUGAAGCACUGAUUGCUCAGGAUGAUGCCGAUGCUUUGACAGUUUCGACUUUCGAAGGAGAGUUUGAAGAGUUCUUGCAAGAGACACCCGAAAUGUACGAAGCACUCACAUCGUACAUAGAAGCCCGUUCCAAGUUAGUGGAAAAGAGAAAGAGCCGUGGUUUCUGGCCUGUGAAAGGAAAAGGCAAGUCUUUCAAGGGUCGUGGCAAGGGCUUUGGAAAGAGGUCAAAGGAUCGGGAAGCGCUGUUACAGCGUAUCUCAAAGAGCCAUUGCCGACGUUGCGGCGCCUUGGGUCAUUGGAAAGCCGAGUGUCCUCAGGCUUCCCAAACUGAAAAGUCAGCCAUGCCUUCGUCCUCCGCCACUGCUCAUGUUGUGAUCGAUGAGAGGCCUCAAGAGAUUUUCCAAGCCUCGACCGAUACCGAUGAAGUGAUUUCCGAAGAUGAGUAUGAACUUCCAUCUGUCGAAGCCAGAAAUGUCCGAACGAUGAGGAGUCCCACCAUGCCACAGUUCAGUCGAAGUGCCGACCGUUUGCCGGGUCUUGCUCAGCCCAUUCGACCGCUGUUUGUCAUCAUGCCGCCAAUGGUCAGUGCACUCAAGACCAUUGCCGAAGCCCUGAUCCGGCUUCUCACCAUGCUGUUGCAGAUCCUAGUGCAACAACUCGAGAAGCAGGAGAUCCUCGCCGAGAUGGAGAUCGAGAACGAGCCGGAGGCCCAUGCUCACCUUCAGGACAUGAUGCGCCAGAUUCAACAACAAGGCGCCGCACUGGAAGCCCUCCGCGAGGAGGUGGAAGUGCGAAAGAAAACACCAGAAAGGAAGGUGAGACCUCAACCAGCAGUAGCCCCAAUGAGUGUAGCCUCAAUGACCUCCGGAAGUUCCACUCCGUUGUCCAGGCCACAGAUUCCCAAUGUCAGUCAGCGGAAGAGUCGGGCACCGUCCGUCGUUUCUCAAGCUGCAAGCUGGCAAGAGAUCGAAGCCGAGGAGGAGACCAUUUUGGUCCAAGAGAUGGCCCUUUCCGUUCCUGUGGAAUUGAACCAAAGCCGGACCUCGGUGCCGCCUGCACCAACCUUGCCAUUGCCCAGAAACCUGACGAUCUCAGAGUGGGGUGCCAACCUGAUUACCUUUGGCAGAAAACACAAGGGGAAGACCUUCUCAGAAGUGAUGGAGAAGGAUCCCGGAUAUCUGCAAUGGAGCUUGGCCCGCUACGGGUCCCUCAUGCCGGAGCAUCAAGAUUUCUGCCGCUUCGGACAGCUCUGGUUGACACACAAUCCCAACGAGAUCUAA
Molecule: messenger RNA, 1632 nt
Organism: Cladocopium goreaui
Lineage: Eukaryota; Dinophyceae; Suessiales; Symbiodiniaceae
Source: the annotation of a GenBank genome assembly